AUGAUGUUAUUUGAUUUACAUCAUUCAGAUUUUGUGGCAACAUUUAAAAUAUAGAUAUGCAGAAAAAAAGGUACAAAGGCUGUCAUUGGGGCAGUACCCCAGUACACAUUUGUACCUUAUUAAGGUGGAUAUUAGUACCUUAAAGGUACAUAUAAAUAUACCUAAAAUGUAUAUAUUAAUACUGUUUGAGAGAGAGUGUCACGAAUGUGGCUCCUGUGCCUCCUCCGCAGCAUCUGCACAUGUUCCUAUGUGCAUUCUACUCCAGAAAGUUAUCAGCAGCAGAGCGUAACUACGAUGUAGGCAACCGGGAGUUAUUAGCGAUGAAGGCGGCAUUGGAGGAGUGGCGUCAUUGGCUGGAGGGAGCCCAACAUCCGUUCACCAUACUCACUGACCACAAGAACCUUGAAUACCUCCGUUCUGCCAAACGUCUAAACCCCAGGCAAGCUAGAUGGGCCAUGUUCUUCACCCGCUUUCAGUUCACAGUAACUUACCAACCAGGAUCAAGAAACACCAAAGCUGAUGCAUUGUCUCGCCAAACGGAGGGGGUAGAGAGAACGGAAAACGAGGAGAACAUCAUCCCCGACAAGCUUCUGGUUGCUCCCGUGCAGUGGGACGUCAUGACCGAAAUCACUCAACUCAAUGAACAGUCUGCACCACCACCAGAAUGCCCACCAGAUCACACAUUUGUACCCGCAAACCUCCGCAAUCGAUUACUGCACCAAGUUCACGAUCUUCCCAGUUCUGGCCAUCCGGGAAUCACUGCCACACUCCAUCUGUUACAAAACCGGUUCUGGUGGGACACCAUGGUAUCGGACACCACCCAAUUCAUAAAGAACUGCACUGCUUGCCGAGACUUCGAAGACUCCCCAUCAAGCACUUGCCGGUCUGCUACAGCCUCUACCCAUUCCUCAACGUCCCUGGUCCCACAUAGCUAUUGACUUUGUCACCGACCUUCCUGAGUCCCGUGGCCAUACCGCCAUUCUCACGGUCAUUGAUCGAUUUUCCAAGGCUUGCCGACUCAUACCACUCCCCAAGCUACCCACAGCCUUUGAGACCACAGAGAUCCUGUGCAACUACGUAUUUCGUUUCUAUGGCCUGCCAGAAGACAUUGUCUCAGACAGAGGCCCACAGUUCACGUCCUGGGUAUGGGCAGCUUUCUUCAAACAGUUAAACAUUAACAUCAGCCUCACAUCAGGAUAUCACCCCGAAUCUAACGGACGAACCGAACGCAUGAACCAAGAACUCACCAGAUUCCUACGCACGUACUGUCAACAGAAUCAAUCGGACUGGAGCCGCUAUCUGCUGUGGGCUGAAUACACCCAAAAUUCUCUUCAGAAACCUGCAACUGGUAUAACACCCUUCCAAUGUGUGUUGGGCUUUCAACCACCACUCUUUCCCUGGUCCGGGGAGCCAUCCAACCCCCCACCCUUGAUGGAAGGCGAGGAGGCUUCGAGAGCUACUCGAUUCCAGGCGCCGGGGUGGGAGACUACAAUACCUAGUCAACUGGGAGGGGUACGGCCCGGAGGAGCGAUCCUGGGUCAAUGCGGAUGAUAUCCUGGACCCCUCACUCACUGUAGAGUUUCAUCGGACGCAUCCGGAGAGACCUGCCCCUCGACCACGUGGUAGACCCCAGCGUCCGCCUCCUCGCGUCUGGAGCCGCUCGCGGUGGGGGGGUGGGGGGGUCUCUGUCACGAAUGUGGAUCCCGUGCCUCCUCCGCACCACCGGAGGGAGCCGUCACCUGAAUAUUGACUUUCCACCAUUCGGACUACGUUUCCCAUCAGCCCUCAUUCCUGGGACUGAUUGCGCACACACCUGCACCACAUCACACUCACACUAUUUAAGCCACACUCAUGCACACACACUUUGCGAAGUCUUGAUUUGCCCCGGUGAUCAUUUCUGAGCGUUUUUCUGUGGAUUGUUACUCUGUUGCCAUUUGGACUGUUUACCCUCUGUGAUUCUCUGCCGCCUGCCCUGAUCUCUGCCUGUUUACUGGACUGUGUUUGUUUGCCGCCUACCCUGAUCUCUGCCUGUUUACUGGACUGUGUUUGCUUGCCACCUGCCUCGACCAUUGCCUGCCCCUGUUCACGUAUUUGCCUCUACCCUGUCUGCAUUUGUACUUACCUUAAUAAAAGCUGCAAAUGGAUCCCCAUUCUGUCGACCCAUCAUUACAGAAAGGACCACAGGUGCUUCUCCAACAAAUGCCAACAAACACCAACAAACUUCUAUGUUCAUGGACAAACAGUUGUUCAUGCUAUAAAUUUAAUGAUACCUUUACAAAAAUGCUACUACUCAGUCAUGUAUUCAGCUACAGUAAAGCUUUAAUCAGAAUAAAACCGUAUACUGAAAGCUAACAAACAGCAGUAACAUUUACAAGUGACAGCAUAUCUAAGCACUUUGACACAAGUACAAAAGGAAAUACCAUACCAUUCAUAAACGUCCUUUAAAAACCGUGCUUGCAGAGGUUCUGCUUGACCCUCUUCAUCAUUAUUGCUAUCUGGGUCUGAUUCGGGCUCAAUUUGAUACGACAAUAUAGACGCCAUUAUUUACAUUUCCACUGAAGCACAUGUAAUAACUAAUGGUAAGGGGCGUGUCAUUUCUGGACGCUUCAGCGAAUCACAAUACACUGGGCCAGCUAACCAAUCUGAGCACAUUGCGUAUUUCGGAGGGAGUGGCAUCAUAGAACCAGGAAGUCAAACCAGUCGUUCAAUUGACAAUGGAAACAGCGGUGUAGAAUAAAGGUAAAAUAUAUGAAAAAUACAGUGUUUUUUUUUUUAAAUGAAGCAUUAAUACACGUUAAACUGCGUCUCAUAAACACAAUCAAGCCUAGAAAAAAACACUGAACCACCCUUUUAAUGAGCAUGUUGUGUGUGUGGCUGCAAAUAAACAAAACAGUAAUAAAAAUUAUAUAAAGCACUAUUAUUGAUGUCUAUCUAUCAUGUCUAGCACAAUACAACAGCUUAACCAGGCUGAAUCACAACUUGUCACCAUUUCUUAAACUAUUAAUUUGUACAGAACAAAUAAUAAUAUAUCUCUUUCAAUAAUACAAAAACACUUAAAUCUCUUGCAAACAAUGUGCAUAAGCAUUCUACAAUGAAGUUCAUCCUUUGCUAACGACAUGACAUGACUUAUCAUCUCUAUUGAGUAGAUUUAUGACCCAAAUACUCGAUUAUUUCUAGAUAAUUGCAUAUAUAAUCAAUCUUAAACAAGUAAUUGAAAAAUUUAUAACUCACUUUUAUCAAAUGGAUGCACACAGUUAUUAAUAAUCAACCCAAACACUGCAUCGCGACUUCUGAAAUAGUCUUUCCGUUGCCAGCGCAGCUGUUUUUCUUGUGCGCAAUCUCUUCCGGCACAUGUACCAAUGGCCAUUAGAUGGCGCCUUCACGCUACCUUUGUAACAAAUACCUUUUAAAAAGGUACAUCCCAGUGAUAGCUUUUUUUAUGUCUUCAGACUCAAUUUAUGUGUUUCUCUGGCAACACUAUCAAUGGCGAAAUGAAUCUGCAGCAGUCAGGUGGUACAAGUCCGAGCUCUAUAAGUUGUUUACGUUUAUUAUUAUUGUAAUGUUAUGUGCUUUGAAACAUGAGGUAAUUUAAUGCAGUCAUUCUCUUUGCAGAUUCUUCUCUGGCUGUGUGCAUUCAUGUGUUUUGGAGGAGGCGUGGCUUUGGAGAGCACUAGAGGGAGGCAGACUGCACAAUUUUAGCCCCGAUUUUCAUUCGUUGGCAGGUUUAGCAAAAAUGCCUGAAAUUGGAGACAAAUCGUUCACACAAGUGUAAAUUAUCAAUUAUUGGUAAUCAAUUACGAAGUUUAAAUUAUCAAAGAUGCCAUCUGAAGCUAGAUAUUUUACUUCAUAACAUAAUUUUUUUGCACAAAUGCAUUGCUUCGCUUCAGAAGGCCUUUAUUAACCCCCCCGGAGCCCCGGUGUGGAGUACGUUUAUGAUGGAUGGAUGUGGAUGGAUCCACUUUCUUUGAUUGACAGCACUACCAAAAACUCGAUAGUCAGCUAGAAAAAUUAAUUUAGAGGAGAAAUUUGAUAAAUGCACUAUAUUGCAUAUUCAUUGUAUUUCUACUUAACCUGUUCUUUAGUGUUUUAAUGUAAGUUUGAAUAAAUCUGUCAUGUUUUAUGACAGCCACCAUUUAAAUGUUUAAAUUAAAAAAAAAAAAAAUGAAAUAGCCCUAUUGCCCAUUACAACACAACAAAACUUGUGCUAUGCUAUAUUUAUAGUCAGGCAAUUAAUAUGAAAUGCACAAUCUAAAUUAGUGUGUGCUUUUGUGGUGUGCUUUCUGACGCACACACACAACCAUGCAUCCAUUGGGAUUCCGUCUGAUGGUAUUUAAAAUGUGAUGCUCUGACAUCUGUGCCUUCAACAACAUCUGUGAGGGAAGCGUGUACUGUAGAUUUGCAGUUACAAGGACUUUGCAGUAUUAUUCUAUUCAGUGUUCAAUAGCAGCAUCUGUGGUUAAUUUGAUCUUCAUGUUUGAAAAUGUCUAAUUUUAAUGCUUCUAAAUCGAACCUCACUCAGACUCUGUUGAUUUUGGAUCAAGAUGCACCAAUGAAGGCAUUUUUGUUUGUGACCCCAUGUGUUAUUUUCCUUUAUGUCAAUGGGGUAAUGCUCUUCACUUUGAGGAAAAAGACUGUUUUUCAGGAGGCAUCCCGCUACAUUCUCUUUGGUCACAUGCUUUGGGUCGAUACGCUCAAUCUCUUUAUGAAUUUACUGUUGUAUAUAUGUGCUGUCAGUAGGAUUUUAAUUAUGAAAAAUGUCUGUCUUGUUCUUCUCAAUGCUGCAACAGCUCUUUUUCAGGUCUCUACUUUAAAUCUGGCUUUGAUGUCACUGGAGAGGUAUGUGGCCAUCUGCAUCCCUCUCAGACAUGCAGAAAUCACCAAUUUUGAAAGAACUCACUUAGCUUUCGGUGUUGUUUGGAUCAUGGGUUUGUUUCAGUCCCUGUCUGAGGUGAUUAUUUUCUAUUCCAUUGAUUCUACAAACACAGCAAUGCCUUUGUUCUGUUCAAGAACUACUCUUUUUAGACUGCAGAUAUAUAAGAAACUCGAUAUAGCUUUCACAUGUAUAUUUUUCGUCUCUGUGUGUUUUGUUAUUAUCUUUACUUAUGCUUCUAUAGCAGCUGUGGCUAAAACAGCUGCCUGUGAUAAGGCAUCAGCCAAAAAAGCCAACAAGACUGUUCUGUUGCAUCUAAUACAGCUGGGUCUUGGGGCAUCAUCCAUUUUAGUUGGAGUUAUCCAAGAACCUAUUUAUGUUUAUACUGACCCUACGACUGCAAUAAAUGUAAUGUAUUUUUGCUUUUUAGUGUUUAUAAUUUUCCCUAAAUGUCUAAGUCCUCUUAUAUAUGGCCUGAGAGACCAGGCCUUCAGCUGUUUAUUUAAAUACUACUUCACACUUGGUAAAGGUAAAGUCAAACCAGUUAUAAUAGAUCAAAACGUUUAGUAGCCAUGGUUAAAAAAUUAGCACUUCUUUUAGUACCAUAUUUAAAUAUAUUGGAUAUGUUCCUGGACAUGGAGAUAAUAAUAUGAGAUAAAAUGUUGUAUAAUUUGCUGUAAAGAUACACUGCAGUUGAAUCAGACUAAAACAACUGACCUGUUAUGAAAUAUGCACGCAUUUAGACAUGCUAAACUUUUUUGACAAUCUGUUGGGAAAAAAUGUUUUGUAAUUGCUCAUUUUUGUAAAGGACUACAUUUUUGCACUCUUUCUGGUCAUGUGACAUGAACAAUAUUAAAGUUGUCAUUUAGAUUAUAGUCAUUUUAUUCUGUUUUGGACAGAAUUAACAUCUAAAUGAUCUCUGACGUGAGUAAUGGCCUAUUCAUUCACUGAUUCACUUGAAAAUGCAAGGAACAUGCAAGGAACAAAAUAAAGUGUUUAUGUGGAAUGAAAUGCUUAUCUUUCUGUCUUUUUGUUAUUUGUCCUUUGCCAGAAAGAUUUGGUAAGAUCUAGCAUUACAAAAAAGAUCAUGAUGACCUUUAAGAGACGUCAUUGCACUAUAUUCAAAUAACAUCAUUAUAUUUCCCUUCUGUGAGUUUUUAAAAAAGGAAGUGCGUCUUUCGUGACUUUAAAGCUCUCGGGUAUCACGACAAACACCCCCAAUGGAACUCCCCUACACUUUAAAGUUAGUGAUCGCAUUAAUUAUUUAUACUUUUUUAGACUGACAAACAAUUUUUUUUUCCUUAUAUGAUUGUUUGGGAAUAGGUAUUUCCAUAAAGAAUAACAGAGACAACUACAUUUCAACAGAGGUUCACUAAUAGUCUUAAAGGUCUGAAUUCUUCACAAACACAAACACUUUUCUUAAUGAGAGGUUAAUCUUAGAGAACUCUUGAGUCAUAACCACUUAUUAUGAUCAAUAGAAAUGACAUCUGAACAUGACUCACUCAUAUUCAGACUUGGGUUGAGUGUGGCUGCAGAUGGGGACGUCCAACAGAGUUCUAAUUCUAAUCUGUGAGUCAUCAAAAAAAUCAUCGGAAAAAAACACAUGCACUUCUUCUGAAGGCUUGUAACUUUCUGAAAUUAAUUUGACAACUAACUAACUAAAAACUAACUAAAAACAUCUGUGUUUCCCUUCAGGGUUAUUAUUAUUAACUAAAA
Ctenopharyngodon idella (grass carp) is the source of this 6586-nucleotide messenger RNA. Its product is annotated as odorant receptor 131-2-like. Gene Ontology annotation, biological process: G protein-coupled receptor signaling pathway. The record is from RefSeq and is a predicted model, not a curated record. Gene Ontology annotation, cellular component: membrane. NCBI's taxonomy places the organism in Eukaryota, Metazoa, Chordata, Actinopteri, Cypriniformes, Xenocyprididae. Gene Ontology annotation, molecular function: G protein-coupled receptor activity. The transcript has a single exon. The coding region runs from base 4481 to 5437 and encodes 318 amino acids.